UACUUUGUGCAGGAGAACUUUAUAUGGGAUAGGGAACAUGAUAUCUUUAUCAGGAAGAUCUACUACCACCGGAUAGCUAGGCGACUUUAGCAGAUGAUGCAGGACAUUCGUCGGGGGUACGACCACCUCACGAUUUGGCUCCGUCCAGAUAUUAAGAAGGAAUUGGACAUCCAUUUUAGUACUGAUAAGGUGUUCAAGUAUCGCCAUCUGACGAACAGAACUAAUUGGACUUUGCCGAGGUCGUCGAAGUAUACUGAUGGGUUGGCGACUUUCAUGAAGACGAAGAGCAGGGUGUCUAAGUCGUUAGAGCGUGAGGCGACAUCGGCGGAGACCUUUAAGUAUACCCAUAUGUUGAAGGCCAACAAGGAGAGAUUUGCUGAUGAGCGGUCUGCGGCUCAUUAUGUGAGUUUCAAUUAAUUCUAAGUUUGAAAU
This is a messenger RNA of Arachis ipaensis, 432 nucleotides long. The record is from RefSeq and is a predicted model, not a curated record. Lineage: Eukaryota; Viridiplantae; Streptophyta; Magnoliopsida; Fabales; Fabaceae.